UUACAGUUUUUUCUAGAGUGAAGGCUUUAAUGACAAGUCAUGAUUUUACCAUUAAAUAUGGUAAUUACCAUUUUAAUUUUCUUUGGUACACUCAAGCACUACACAGUAAGACAUUGGGGAGAUAUAGACAGUAAAUAGGACAAAGAUUCUUAAUAUUGACUUAAAAUUCAGAAAGUGACGCAGACGAUGUCCUGGUGAAUGAACUGCAGACCUCAGAAGAGUGUGAGUGGAGUCGUCUAUCAUUUGAAAGUCUGAAAGGGUGAGCGGCUCGCAGCAGGAGAUGUGAAGCAUGCAUGCUCUCCUGCUGUCAGGUGAGCUUAUUCCAGCAGGAGGUCCAGGUGUUUAUCAGCAACCACUACAGGAAUGUGCAGUUUCUGUCCGCUGUCCGUCGUAGGAGUUAUGACGGCACUGAGAUGGGAAUUACGUGUUUAUGAUGGAUUAUGAAAUGUGUUCACAGCAGCCGUCGCUUCUGGAAUAACUGACCCACAUGCGGAUAAUAAAUACAGUCUGACAGACAGACACAAAACACCAGCUACACCUACACCCACAUUUACCUGAAUGUUGUGUGCAGCCGAAAAACACACGAGCCAUGUCUCCAUCCCACUAUUUUGAUGUGCAUAUCGCAUAAACAAACACUGGGUGGAAACUCCAAGAUUCGCAGACAUUUUAAAAAUGUUUCCCCGAAACAUUUUUCUCAUACGACGUUGCAAUUUUGUGCAUACAUUAAAUUUGCAACAUGGAAACAGAGCUAUAGUCUACUUACACUGUAACCGAUUUUUGUAAUUUGAACAGUAUUUCACUGUAAUAUGUACAGUAACCUACUGUAAAAUAUGUCUCCUGUAUAAUACUGUACAUAGCAAAGGAUUGUGGGAAAAUAUAUGCGUAGUACAGUAAUUCCUUUGUACUGUAAUUCAAUUUACAGUAGAGAAAAUGCCAAAAAAUUUUAAAGAAAUAGUCUCUGCCAUUGGUAAACUGUGAAAAGGGACAUUUCUGAUAAGGGAAACGCAAGUUUGUUUUAAUCGUUGGUGGAAGAGGCGGUUAAAAAUACGUCAGGAAAGAUUCAAGUUGAAAAAAGGUAAGUGUUCAUUAUUUUUUUGUAUUUUCGUAAUUAUAUGUAUUUUUAAGUAUUUUUUGUUGCUAAGAGCCUUUUAUUUGGGGUGUUGACCAAGAGUGGUUGGCGAUUUCUGUCAUGUGAUAACAUUAACGACUGAAUAAACUAACCUAUAUUAGCAGUUAAAUAGUUUCUCUCCCUCUUUAAAUUAAAAUCGCAAGGCAGAAAUCAAGAAAAUAGAAAGGGAGUUUACAUCUUUUGAUUAAAAAAAGUUUUCUACAAUAUUUUGAAGUGAAUCUUUUGUUUUUAUUUCAAGCUCGCGGUCUGGAUUUACUCUUGUUUGUAACGACGUCGGAGUUGUGUUUUGGAGCAUUUCUGUGGCAGUUACCUCGAGGAGGGCAAACCAAGGUAACAUCAACAGAAUUAGCCGAAAACUGGCAAUGAAAACAACGGUAUAUGAUGCUAAUACCGAAACGUUAAUCGCCAGCCUCUCAUAUCUAUCGCAUAUCGUAGAUUAACAUUACGUUUUGCGUUGCGUUAGAUUCUUCCCUGUCAAAAUGGUGGCGCAGUUUGUGUGUAAACAAUGCAAGUUAUCUCUGUGAACUCUUUGCCGUUUUUACCACCUUUUGAAAAUGCAUACACAGCAAAAUGUCCAGUGUUGUUUUGAGUUGUUUUUUUAGUGUUAAAUUACCAGAGUUAAAAAGUGUUGAUUCUGGUGUUGAUUUGAAUGUCAUCCGCACUUACAGUGUAAAUCAAUGGUCAGAGUCAGUGUAAUUACAGUGAGUUGAUGUUAGAUGACACUUGAGCGGAGUAUAUCCAAUUUCCGGUCAUUGCGCAUUACUUCCUUUUUGACUAAUGGCGGACAACCACGAGGAGACGGCAGUGCACAAAUAGGUAUAAUACAUUUUUUAUAACUUAAUUCUUUAUAUAUAUUACUUACUGUUCUAUACAUUUUCAGCUCGCUAACGUUAUUUUCUUUCUGAUAAUAAUAACCGACUGGAGCUGGAGCAAAGAGAAGCCUCAAAGCUUUCGUCAUGUUGGUUAAAGUUCAGUAUCAAGGUGUGAAGAAAUGUAUAAAAUUGCUUAACGAUUUUACAUUCCAACAUUUUCUCAGUGAAGUUAAAAGCAAAUUCGGGCUUGCUAGAACUGCAGUUCUUCAAGUCUUUGAUGACACGGACACCAGUGUGGAGUACGACAUCUUCCAAGAAUUGAUUGAAGCCAGUCCAAAUUUAUGCUUAACUAUAAGAUGUCUGGAAGAAAUUUCUGCUGGCCUGCCUGGGAAAACAUGAUCAUCACAAUCACAGGAUCAUCAACCCCCAGCACUUGCACUGAUACUCUUUCAGUCUCUUCCACUGACCAUGAGGAAAGAGACCCAGCAAUUUCCUUCCUUGUCCAUACAGCUGAUGAAGUUGACGUUAUGCAAAAGAUGAAGGAAACUUUCAAGCAUAGACAAGAACUUGUACACAACUCUGGAAGAUCAGCUGACAUCCUUAAUAUCUUUCCAAGAUUUUUGGAUGCGAAAGGAUUGGUAAAUCAGGACUUUGCUCUGCUGUUCAAUGCCGAAACAUCCAACAAGUUGCUUGAGAGGUGGGAGACGGCAUUCAAGCAUAAGGUCAUCAAUGAAGCCAAAUCUCUUACUUCUACAGCAGAAAUCCUGUGUCUUCUCAGUGCAGCAGAGGGCCAAGGAUCGGAAAAUGACUGGGACAGUGAUAUGUCAUCUAUCCUGCUACUGGUGCAUCUCUUGCCACCUUCUCCAGGGAGGAAGAAGACUAAGAUCAGUCCAACAGAGGCAGUUGAUAGACUUGUGCAUUUUCAUAAGUCUUGCACCAGUAUUGAAACCCAUCUCAGUGAAAGGGAGGGCUGCCAGCUAUACCUACUUGGAUUAGGAAGGUUCAAGGGCAGAAUCGAGAAAUUCUAUGUGGUUGUGGACACAUUAAAGCCAAAACUCUAAGGUUCUACAGGCCUUUUGAUUAUUAAAGCCAAUGCUCUAAGGUUCUACAGGCCUUUUGAUCUACAGCUUCCAUAUGGGUCAGACGGUGAAUAUGUUGUUUCUUCAUUUAUGUUGGUUUGACAUGUUUAUUUGUUCAAAAUAAAAGAUCAAACUGAGACAGUAUGUUGGCUCUUCUUUAAUUGAUUUAUACAUGUAUUUACUUUAUCAUUGUUAUAGAUUAAAUUAAAUGACCUUAAUCAGGACAUGUAUAACACUAAAUUAGUGUCCAGUUAACUCACAUAGUGUUAAACUAUUGACACAUUAUUGUGUAGUUUCAACACUUAUUUGGUGUAAAUGAAGCCUUUAAGGAAUUAAAAAGCACACUAGUGGUGUUAAAGCUGAACACUCCAAGUGUUUUUAUAACACUGUGCAAGUGUAAAAAAUAUAACACUUUUAAAAA
This is a messenger RNA of Triplophysa rosa, 3441 nucleotides long. RefSeq lists its product as uncharacterized. Bases 2283 to 3002 code for a protein of 239 amino acids. NCBI's taxonomy places the organism in Eukaryota, Metazoa, Chordata, Actinopteri, Cypriniformes, Nemacheilidae. The record is from RefSeq and is a predicted model, not a curated record. The transcript has 7 exons.